Odontomachus brunneus is the source of this 462-nucleotide messenger RNA. Its product is annotated as putative fatty acyl-CoA reductase CG5065. The record is from RefSeq and is a predicted model, not a curated record. Gene Ontology annotation, molecular function: alcohol-forming very long-chain fatty acyl-CoA reductase (NADP+) activity. NCBI's taxonomy places the organism in Eukaryota, Metazoa, Arthropoda, Insecta, Hymenoptera, Formicidae. Bases 108 to 374 code for a protein of 88 amino acids. Gene Ontology annotation, cellular component: peroxisome. Gene Ontology annotation, biological process: long-chain fatty-acyl-CoA metabolic process. The transcript is spliced from 2 exons.
CACUCGCAGAUCGUAGCUGAAAUUAAAAGUAAAGACGGUAUCAGUAUUACUUCAUGGAGUAUUGAACACAGAUACUGACAGAAUGAGCGACCAUUUGUCAUAUACUAAUGAUUUCAAUCAACACAAAAUUGUAUAUUGCGAAAACUACCAAAAUUCAAGGAACGCCGAUACAAACGUUCUACGCGAACCAGUCGAUCUUCAUCACAGACGGAAUUGGAUUCCUCGGGAAGAUCUUGAUUGAGAAAUUGCUGCGAGGUUGUCCUAAUAUCUCUAAGAUAUACGUAAUGAUAAGAUCAAAGAAAAACAAGAGCGCCACGAGCAGACUGGCCGAAAUCUUCGAGAGUUCCGUAAGCAUAAUGAGUGUAUUAUCAUGAAGCAAAAUCACUUUGUGUUGCCUUUUUUUAUAUUCUGGUCGUUUUUCACGCAAAGCUUGAUUCAAAUCGAUCAUUUGUUGUCGGUAGC